Molecule: messenger RNA, 399 nt
Organism: Cuscuta europaea
Lineage: Eukaryota; Viridiplantae; Streptophyta; Magnoliopsida; Solanales; Convolvulaceae
Source: the annotation of a GenBank genome assembly
GUUGGCUUAUAACACAUUAUCAGCACGAGCUAUGCACACCUUUUUUUUCUCUUUUUCAAGAUUUCAAUCUUGUUUUCGGCUUUGAAAAUCUCUUGGCAAGGGAAUCGGAACAAUCCCCCUUUUAUCCAACCAACAACGAAGAAGGAAUGGUCAUCGCCCCAUCCUCCACACAAUUAUCUGCUAGGAGCGUAUGUAUAGUCUCUCUCCCUCCAGGGGUUUCUUGGUCAAAGAUUUUAACGAGGCAGUUUGUGAUUCUCAAACAACAUAUUAUGAUCUUGGAAUAUUAUUAUUCUCCAGAAAAGUGAAUUUAAAAGUGAUCGAGAAGAUUAGGCCCUGAAGGCAAAUGACUGCACUCUUUUCCUUUACUAAGUUUUUCCCACGUGGUUUUCUUAGUUAAAG